AUGGAAGAUGGCAAGUGCUCAAAAGAAUUUCCAAAAGAAUUUCCAAAUGAUACUCUACCAAAUAAGGAUGGAUAUCCACGAUAUCGAAGAAGAGAUAAUGGAAUUACUAUGACUAUUGGGAAGUAUGAAGUUGACAAUAGAUGGAUAGUUCCAUAUAAUCCAUAUUUACUAAUGAAAUACAAUGCUCAUAUUAAUGUGGAAAUUUGUGCAACUGUGAAAAGUAUCAAAUAUUUAUUUAAAUACAUUUACAAGGGACAUGAUUGUGCUAACAUAAAAUUACAACGACCAGUGCAAGAAGGUGCUGCUCAAGGAACUUUGGAAUGGGAUGAAAUUAAAGCACAUCUCGAUGCAAGAUAUGUAAGCGCACCUGAAGCUGCAUGGAGACUUUUUGAAUUUCCAUUACAUGAUAAGUCUCAUGCUAUUAUCCGACUAGCUGUCCAUCUUCCAAAUCAGCAGCCAGUUUAUUUUGCUGAAGGAAACGAACGACAAGCUUUGGAAAAAGCUACUAUGAAAGACACAACACUUACUGCAUGCUUCAAAUUAAAUUCAAAAAAUCCAGAUGCUCAAAAAUAUUUUUACCAUGAUAUUCCAGAGCACUUCGUUUUUGAACGUAAUGGAACAUGGAAGCAUCGAGUACAAGGUGAAAACAUCAUCGGUAGAAUGUACUCCGUCAGCCCCAGUGAUGUAGAACGCUACCAUCUUCGAUUAUUACUGUUAUAUACUCCUGGUGCCUGUAGUUUUGAUGAUCUCAAAACAGUAGAUGGCCACGUCUGUCAAACAUUUAUGGAAGCUGCUAAAAGACGAGGUCUAUUGCGUGAUGAUACUGAAUAUGAAAAAUGCAUGUCUGAAGCCGUUAUCUUUCAGAUGCCACAACAGCUAAGAACACUUUUCUGUGUGAUACUUCUAUACUGGAAUCCAACAAAACCUGUAGACCUCUGGAAUUCGUUUAAAGCACAUAUGGCCGAGGACUUCAUGCAACAGGUGGAUGCUGAAACAGCAGAAGCAAUGGCAUUUUAUGCAAUCGAUGAAAAGCUGAAACAACAAGGCCGAAGUUGUAGUGAUUUUGGUAUACCAUCACUAACAUCUGUUCCUUAUUCAUUUGAAUCAAAAGUUAUCAAUAAAGAAGAAGAACUUCGAAUAGGACAAGAAGUGUAUGCAAUGUUGAGUCAAGAUCAACGUUCAAUAGCAGAUGCAAUUCUUGCAAGUCAUGGUAAACAAUCAACCAUCACUACUGGCUCAUGUUUCCUUAUCGAUGGUCCUGGAGGUACAGGAAAAACCUAUCUCUACAACACUCUGUACCAUUUAUUCAUGGGACAAGGAGUCCACGUUAUGACAGUUGCAUGGACAGGAAUUGCUGCAAGUUUAUUACCUGAAGGAAGAACUGCACAUAGUCGUUUCAAGCUUCCCGUACCUAUAUUACAAACAUCUACAUCAAGUAUCCGACCAAACAGUAAGGAAGCUGAAGAGAUUAGAAAGACUCAAAUUUUUAUUUGGGACGAAGCACCAAUGGCUCGAUGUUAUGCUCUCAAUGCAGUUGAUAUUUUGCUGAGAGAUAUAAUGAACAUCGAUGCACCUUUUGGAGGAAAAGUUAUGAUACUCGGUGGAGAUUUUCGACAAGUUCUUCCAGUCAUUCGAUUUGCAAACAGAUCAGAAUUAAUUGCACCAAGUCUCAAAAGUUUCAACCUUUGGCCUUACUUCAAAGUCAUGCAUCUACAGCAGAACAUGAGAACAGGACCAGGUGAAGAAGAGUUCUCAAAGUGGUUGAUUAAACUUGGCAAUGGUGAAUUACCAUCAAACGAAUAUGAUGAAAUCGACUUGCCUAGGGCCUUCUAUUUACAAUCGGGCUUGGGUCAAUUAAAGUGUGAUAACUUUCCAAAUGAAUCAGGUCUACAUGUAUGGGUAAAGCCUGUUCAGUCCAUGGUCAAAGUGGCUGUUUGUUCAGGUCUCGAAAAGAAUGAUGCAUGUUUAGCCUAUGUGAAGAAUCGUCUUGCUCAAUUAGAUAAAUCUAAACAAGAAUAUCAUACUGAUCUACAAGUUCAAUUAAAUCAUUUAUCUAAUCAAGCAAACAUAAUUCAACAACCAUUAGAGAAAUUCAUCGUAGAAAAUCUUCUUAGUCUACGGAAGAAAAUUCAACAUAAAAUACAAUUGGCUUACUUUGAAUAUAAGGAAGAAAUCAUAAAACACGAAUAUCUUAAACAGAAUCCAAAUGAAGCUCAAAUAAAAUUAGCUGAAGAACUCUGUACUGCAAAACAACAAGAAGAACUGAGCAAAUGUACAUCCGAACUUCUCGAUAAACAACUUAUUCAUUACAAUGCAUCAUAUAAUUUUGAACAUUUACCAAUCGCUCGUUUUCCUUUAUUUGAUUCGAUUGGUAAUGCCGAUAUUCAACAACAAUUCUAUGCUCAAUAUAGACAAAUAAUUGAACAAACAAAAACAGAUAUGCUCACUCUCUAUACUCAGUCAGCUAUAAGUCAACAGAUGCGUUAUCAAAAUGGAUAUAAUGAUAGAAUGAAAAAAAUUACAGAAGACCAACAAUUACUGCCAGAUGAACAAAAAUUAACUACGAAAAUGAUUGAAAUAAUCGUGCAACGUGCCCAUCUUAUUGAAGAACGACUCAAAUGUGUUCAUGAUUUUAAACUUGAACAAUUUUCUUGUCAAUCAUAA
This is a messenger RNA of Rotaria sordida, 2664 nucleotides long. The record is from the annotation of a GenBank genome assembly. NCBI's taxonomy places the organism in Eukaryota, Metazoa, Rotifera, Eurotatoria, Philodinida, Philodinidae.